AAUAAUGAUUUUUUUAACGUAAGUUGCAAGAUUAAAAUGAUUUCUACAUAUGAAUGAGAUGUUUUAAAAUCUUUCAGUUCAUAUUUUGGUGUCCUUUCGUUAGGUCUAAAAAGAUAAAAGAUAAAUGGCUAAUUUCAAAUAGUUGAGAAUAACAGCGGCCAGGGGCGACAUGAUUGCAUCUGGUGUCAUAUUUAUCGUAUGGAUUUGAAACAAAUAUAAUGAAACCGUAAUGUCAACUGCUGUAGACAAAACAACGCCUGAUGAAGUUAUAAAAGACUUGGGAGGUUGUGGAAGGUACCAGGUGCGGCUGUGUGUCAUUAUCCACCUGGUGAAAACAGUGAUCAGUUUCAGCUCCGCAAACCUGGUAAUAAUAACUUCAGUGCCAGAAUGGAGGUGCAAUGACAACGUUUAUAACAAUGGUACUUUUCUGGAACCAUCCUGGAACCAAACUUGUUUAACAAUGAAUGGUACAGAAUGCGAUUCAUUUUCAUUUGAAGAAGAGACCAACACACUAGUAAGCGAGUUCAAACUGAUUUGCCGAAACGACUUUAUUCCAAGUACAGUAAAUUCCAUUCAACUGGCAGGAGCUAUGGCCAGCAAUAUCAUUUUGGGACACAUAGCAGACCGGUUAGGUCGGAAACCCAUAUUUCUGAUAUCAAUACUAUUUGUGUUAUCAUCCUGUUUAGUCGGAUUUUUCUCAGUCUCUUUGGAAAUGUUCGCAGUGUCAGCUUUCUUUACUGGAUUUGGAUAUGGUGGCUUCUUUACUACACACUAUAAUUUAAUGUCUGAAUAUACUCCAGCAAGGUGGAGAGGCUUCGUAAUUGGAUUCCCGUCAUAUCCGUUACAUCAAUGUUUGCUAUCACUAAUUGCUUGGCGGAUUCGAGAAUGGCGUUACCUCUUAUUAAUGACAUCAAUACUAGGAAUGCCGUGUUUCCUUGCGGCUUACCUUAUAGUUCCUGAAAGUUUCCGCUGGUAUAUAGCACAUGAGAAAUUUGACAAAGCAAAAGAGAUCGUCAAAUCAAUUGCCAAGUUUAACCGCAAUUAUGAUUUCAACACUGCAGUUGACCUGAGAAGGCUCGAUAAUCAAACCAAAUUGCGAUAUUCGUUACUUAAUCUGUUUCAAACACGGACACUGGUGAAAGUAACACUGUUUUCAGCCCUUAAUUGGAUAACACUGGGAGUCGUAGUAUUCGGCUUACUAUUUGGGAUACAGAAUCUCUCAGGAAACUUGUACUUGAAUAUUUUUUUAUUUAGUUUAACCACGAUUCCUUCGAAAGCAAUUGCCACGUGGCUAAGUAACAGAAUUGGUCGAAAAAAGGCAACACACAUUUGCUUCACCGUUGUUGGAAUUGCAGGUCUUACAGGUGGCGUUUUGCAAACAUUAGAUGUAAAAUUCAAGGAUCAACUUACCACCGUGCUAGCCAUUAUAGCAAACUCAAGUACAUCAGCAGCGUGGGGAACAGUACAGACAAUGACAGUAGAACUCUAUCCAACUGUCAUAAGGAACAUUGGAUUUGGGAUGCUAAGUUUCAUCGGAGGAAUCGGUUCAGUGAUCGGGCCACAAUUUGUAUAUCUUGAUACAUAUAUGCCAGGAAUUCUGCUAUAUCUUUGUGGUGGACUUUCUGUUCUGUGUGUGAUAGGUACAUCGCUGCUCCCAGAAACUAAAGAUAAAUACCUUCUGGAUAUAAUACAGGUUGAUGCACCAGUAACUACAGCCUUAAAUGAGGUUUCAGAGCUACCAGAAGGUAUAGAAGAAGAGAUAGCUGGUGUGAAUGGCCACAUCUAAAUAAAUUGACUUUUAAUUCAACAAUAAUAGUUGUAUCACAAUGUGUUUUAUCAUACAUCACAUCUUAACAAUAUAAAUGUGCGAAUUUUAAUAAGUUUCAUGAAUCUUAUAUCAUUGUUACAUAUUUAUAUUUAUUAAAACUUCCUUCCAGUUGUUUGAAGAUUGCUACAUAUUCAUUUAAACUUCCCUUUACUUGUUGGAAGAUUGUUACAUAUUCAUUAAAACGUCCAUCAGUUGUUGUAAGAUUUUUGAAAAUAUCUCAACUAUGUCAUCUUUGUGAAAUAUUAGUGCACUGGCUCUCAAAUCAUUUGAUACAUAAAAAUGUCGAACUGAUUCAGAGUCAUUCACUGGCAAGUACUUCCUAAGAAAUUCAUUUUACGAAGUACACGAGUUAUGUCUUCGCUAUGUGUACUAAUACACGGCAGUUGUUCUUUUAUUUUAAGUAUCUUGUAAUAUUUGGAUCAUUUGUUAUGGAAUUUGUAUGAGGACGUCGGAAAGUGUUUUAUAUAAUAUAGAAAGAAAUACAUGUACAAAAAUAUUUAACACAAAAAUAUGUUUGACAUACCUUAAAAAGUAACAUUGACUUCCAGUUGAACUAAUUUUAACCACUGCAGUGAGUUCAUGAUACUUUGAAAUUACGAGACCAAUUAGCACACCUUUUCGUUACAUUUGAAUGAAAUAAUGAAAGUUGAAAAUUGG
Mercenaria mercenaria is the source of this 2485-nucleotide messenger RNA. RefSeq names its product solute carrier family 22 member 21-like. Gene Ontology annotation, molecular function: transmembrane transporter activity. Gene Ontology annotation, cellular component: membrane. Gene Ontology annotation, biological process: transmembrane transport. The record is from RefSeq and is a predicted model, not a curated record. The transcript has 9 exons. NCBI's taxonomy places the organism in Eukaryota, Metazoa, Mollusca, Bivalvia, Venerida, Veneridae. The coding region runs from base 230 to 1786 and encodes 518 amino acids.